GGGGGUCUCAUUGAAACCUUUCAAAUGUUGAAAGGCCGAGACUGAGUAAAUGUGGAAAGGGUGUUCCUAGGACAAGAGGGCAGAGCCUCAGGAUAGAGGGGCAUUCAUUUAAAACAGAGAUGCAGAGAAAUUUCUGUAGUUAAAGGGUGGUGAAUUUGUGGAAUUUAUUACCACAGGAGCCAGGUCAUUGAAUGUUUUUAAAGGCAGAGCUUGAUAGGUUCUUGUUUGAACACAGUAUCAAAGGUUACGGGCAGAAGGCCGGGGAGUGGAGCUGAGGAGGGAAAAAAGAAUGGUGGAGCAGAUUCAAUGGGCCACAUAGCCUAAUCCUUCUCCAAUGUCUUAUGGUCUUAUGACCUUAUAGUUAUACUUCUGGAUUCUGUGGAGCAAGUUGGACAGGUACAGAGCAAUCCAAAUAGUGAGAUAAAUAAAAGUGUAAUUACAGAAUUCCAACUGGUAUGAGGUUACUUAACAACAAUUUUGAAGGUUAAUAUUACAGUAAAACUGCUAAUCCACCAUGUUUUGCCUUUUGGUCACACUGGACUAAUAUAUUCUCAGGACUAUUGGACAUUACUCGGUAGUCCUCCAUCACACUUUAUGUAGAUGCUGCGCUGUUACAAUAAAUUUUCUAGUUUAAAAUGUGGGCUUGAUUUUGAAAGAGUGCAAAAAUCAGGACUCCAGUGAGUUUCAAGGGAGUGGGGGAGCCAGGUGCCAAACCAUGAAUUAUCACUGUGGAGUCUCAGACGAGGAAAAAAUAAUGUGAGUAAAAGAAAUCAAAUUGAAGUGAUGAAAAAAUGCUCUGUGGAUGGUCUAGCUGCACAUCUGGGUGGUAUUAUACUUCAUUUGAAGAUGGCCUCAACUGACAAAAUAAACACUUCUUUUCUAUUUACUUCCAUUCUUCCGCCUGAUGAGCAUAAAAAGAGAAACCAAACAUCUUUGAUUGCAGAAUAACUGACAAUAGGUGAGUUACGGUUGAUAAAGCUGCACACUUCAGCUUACCAACCCACAUACCAUUUCCUAGAUACUUGUUUAAACAUGAGCUGAGUUUCUGUUUAUGAUAGCAGGUUAAAAAAAAGAUAACUGAAUGAAGAUGGCAUGAAAGGUAAGAGGCACCACUGCACCAAAAUAACAAAACAAAAUAAUAAUAAAAUAUAUAUGUUGUGGCUCCUAAAUGUAUCAGUAUGUGCAUAAUGACAGUACAGGAAACCAUGUUUCUAUAAAAACUAUGUUCUUAACAGAGCUCACAGUGUUUAUCAUAUUUAUCUUGUGUAUAGUGAAUACCUGGUGUUUCUGGAAUUGAAUUUACCCUCCAGAAGCCCCAAGCACUGAAACAAAUUUAGUAAAUUCUGCCUAGUAAGUCUAGUCAUUCUCUGGUGUUUCUUUAUAUUUACUGUGAAUAGCCACAAGAAAAAUGCAUUUUAGGAUAGUGUAUGAUGGCAUAUAUGUACUUUGAUAAUGAAUUUCCUAUAUCCCUUCAGACUUGUAUUUUCUGCCUGAUGGGAGGGGGAGAUGGUGAGGAGAAUGUUCGGGUUAGGUGGAGUCUUUGUCUUAACUUCUCACUGCCUCAGUAAAGCAGCCAACAUAAUCAGAGUCCACAGAGGGGAGGCUAUUCACUGGACUUCAAAUCUUUGGAAUACACUACCUCAGAGGGACAUGAAUACACGGUUGCUGUACAAGGCUGAAAUUAAUAGAUUUUUGGACAUUAAUGAGAGAAUAUGGAAUUAGGUGGUAAAUUGGAUGGCCAGAGGAUUAACCACGAUCCUUACUGAAUAGUAGAGCAGGCUUCAAAUUUGACCUAAUCCAAUUUCUGUUCAUUUCCUUCCUACACAAGAUUUGAGUUACAGUAAAUGUAAGUCAAAGUUAAUAAAAGUAUGUGAUUAAAAUGUACUUAUUGUUUCCAACUUCAUGUUUCCUGCAGAUUAACUUGACUAUAGGAUAUAGUGGCAGAAAAAUGCACUAUUCAAAGCCAGACUGGACGUCUUGAAUGAUCACGUGGCGUCAGACGGUGAAACCAAAGAUACCCUUGCUUGCUGCUGUGUUCCCAAACGUUCUGACAUAAUGAAAAUCUCGCCAGUUGUUCUCUUCUUGGUUGUGCUGAGUACUGAGCUGAUGGGAGUCAUUAGCUCAAGCUUAAAGCCACAGCGGUUUAAAGGACGUGUGCAGCGUGACCGAAGGAAUAUCCGACCUAACAUCAUUCUUAUUAUCACAGAUGAUCAGGAUGUGGAGCUUGGUUCACUGCAGGUGAUGAAUAAAACCAGAAGGCUCAUGGAACAAGGGGGAGCUCAUUUCACCAAUGCUUUUGUGACAACUCCAAUGUGCUGUCCUUCCCGCUCUUCAAUGCUGACAGGAAAAUACGUCCACAACCACAACACUUACACAAACAAUGAGAAUUGCUCCUCACCUUCCUGGCAGGCGAUGCACGAGCCUCGGACAUUUGCAGUGUACCUGAACAACACAGGCUACAGAACAGCUUUCUUUGGGAAAUACCUCAAUGAAUACAAUGGCAGCUACAUCCCACCAGGAUGGCGAGAGUGGGUUGGCCUUAUAAAGAAUUCUCGUUUCUAUAAUUACACCCUUAGUCGCAAUGGCUUUAAGGAGAAACAUGGAUUUGAUUAUUCCAAGGAUUACUUCACAGAUGUGAUCACCAACGAUAGUAUCAAUUACUUCCGCAUAUCCAAGAAGAUAUAUCCGCACAGGCCUGUGCUCAUGGUCAUCAGCCAUGCUGCACCCCAUGGCCCAGAAGACUCAGCCCCACAGUUUUCAGAGCUCUUCCCCAAUGCUUCGCAGCAUAUUACACCAAGCUAUAACUAUGCUCCGAAUAUGGACAAGCAUUGGAUAAUGCAAUUCACAGGGGCAAUGAGGCCCAUCCAUAUGGAGUUCACCAACAUUCUUCAGAGAAAGCGGCUGCAGACACUUAUGUCAGUGGAUGACUCUGUAAACAGGAUAUUUCAGAUGCUUGCAGAGACUGGGGAACUGGAGAACACCUACGUCAUCUACACUGCAGAUCAUGGCUACCACAUUGGCCAAUUUGGACUGGUAAAAGGAAAAUCAAUGCCAUAUGACUUUGAUAUCCGGGUUCCCUUCUUUGUUCGUGGACCAAAUGUGGAGCCAGGGUCAAUCAUUCCUCAACUGGUUCUGAAUAUUGACCUCGCUCCGACCAUCCUAGAUAUCGCUGGCCUCGAUAUUCCAGCAGACAUGGAUGGCAAAUCUAUCCUGAAAUUACUGGAGCCUGAAAAGCCAGGAAAUAGAUUUCGUUCAAAUAAAAGGGCCAGAAUCUGGCGUGACACAUUCCUUAUUGAGAGAGGCAAACUGCUUCGUAAGAAGGAAGAUGGAACUGGUGAUGCCCAACAAACAAACUAUCUACCUAAAUAUGAAAGAGUAAAAGAGGUCUGCCAACAGGCGAAGUACCAAACAGCCUGCGAACAACCUGGACAGAAGUGGCAAUGCGUUGAAGAUGCUGCAGGAAGACUCCGGCUUCACAAGUGCAAAGGCACGACCAAAGUGCACACAGGCAGCAAGAAAAGUAAAAGUCUGCGUGGUCAGGCCUACGGCAGUAAUGACUGUGAUUGCUCAGGCAGCAGCUACAGGACACGUCCGUUGGAGAGGAGGAACCAAAGACAAUUCCUCAGCAUCCACUCAGCUCACAAAUUUAAGCACCGCUUCCUCCGCACUCGUCCGAUCCGCUCAGUUUCUGUCGAAUUGGAAGGCGAGGUGUAUGACAUUGAUCUGGAAAUUGAAGAACUUGAGUCUCUGAUGCCAAAAAAUAUUAGCAUGGGCCUUUCUCAAGAAGAGAAAACAGCUGGUGAAGGAGAGCAGAGCAGCAAAGUAAUCACUGAAGACAGUAGUAAGGCCCAUGAAUCAGUGACAGAUUCAGUUAAAGUCACACACAAGUGUUACAUUCUUGCCAAUGAAACAGUGCAUUGUGAGAAAGAGCUGUAUCAGUCAGCUAGAGCAUGGAAGGACCACAAGAGUUACAUAGAUAAAGAGAUUGAAACUCUUCAGGAUAAGAUAAAGAACCUGAGGGAAGUGCGAGGUCACCUGAAAAGAAAGAAGCCCGAGGAAUGUCACUGCGACCGGAAAAGUUAUUUUAGAGAUAAAGGAAUGAGAAACCAGGGGAAACUGAAGAACAAGAACAGUCAUCUCCACCCCUUCAGGGAAGUGGCUCAGGAGGUGGACAGUAAGCUCCAGUUGUUCAAGGAAAAUCGGAGGAAGAAGAAAGACCGUAAGAUAAAGAAGCGGCUGAGGAAGGGGGAUAGUUGUAGCCUUCCUGGCCUCACCUGCUUCACACACAAUAACGAGCACUGGCAGACGCCGCCAUACUGGAACUUAGGAUCUUUCUGUGCAUGUACAAGUUCCAACAAUAACACAUAUUGGUGUCUACGAACCAUCAACGAGACUCACAACAUCCUUUUCUGUGAAUUUGCCACUGGCUUUCUUGAGUAUUUUGACAUGAACAACGAUCCGUAUCAACUGACAAAUACAGUACACAUGGUUGACCGGGAAAUCCUUAAUCAGUUGCAUUUACAGUUAAUGGAACUAAGAAGUUGCCAAGGGCACAAACAAUGCACUCCCCGGACUAAGGGUGCGGAAACAGCAGGGGACAGCUAUGGGAUGGAUGGGAAGGUUAAUCCACUUAAACUGCCAAACUUCACAGAAAAUAUCAACUGGGGAGGACUUGAAACUUUGUACAGUGUGGAUGAAAGCUUGUUUGAACACAGGCAUAAUUAUAGCCUUAGCCUUGGUGACUGGACUAAUUACUGGAAGGAUGUAGAUAGAAUGUUUGCACUGCUUAAGACUUUCUCUGGACACAUUCAAACUUCUGAGGCCAUUGCGCUAAAUAAGGGCGGGACUCUUGAUUUAAGCAUUGACACCACAGCACUGGAAAUGGCACCAACUCCACUGCCUGUUUUGGGCAAUGUAUUCUCUACUGAGCCUGAGGAUGAAUCUAGUGGCAUGACUGUAUGGGAGGCAACAGAAGCACAACCUGCUGUACUUGCUGACUCUGAAGGGGCAACCACGAGCCCAGCCCUUAAAAGUGGCAAGGAUCCAAAUGAGGAUGCGAUAAAUUACAAUUAUAUACCCGAAAAGCGUUUCUCAGCUACUGAGUGGUGGCGACGUAAUUGGACGAAAGAGUUGAUAAAAGAAUGGGCGGAGCUGGAAUACGACGAAGGUGUCAGUGGUAACGGUCUGGUGGAGAUUGAGACCAGAAGCAGCCUCGUCCUUCAACAGAGUGCUCUGUUUCCAUCACGUAGCAUCCAGAAUGAAGUGGAGGAGAAAGAGGACAUCUUUGAAGGGCAAAUGUAUCUUCCUGCUGGGUCUGUUGGUCUCCUUCAUAGUAAAACUUUCACAGUUCCCCGAGAAAUCAGGGUCAGUAACAAAGAGAAAUUGGUAAACGUUCAGCUUCAGGAAGACCCCCAGAGCAGUGGAGAGGGAACACAAGAAAGUUUCAAUGCAGAAGGCAGUGCCUUGCCCCCUCCAUCCUUUCAUCAACUCUCAGCCCACUAAUUAUUUAUUGAGGAACAACUAUAAUCUUCCGUAUUAUAGCUUUAAAUUUAACAGCUUUCGCUGUGCGGUUGAAGCAAAGCACAUUCCAUUUCCAUUGGAGGUACAUUUCAUAACAGGCUGACAGUGGUCAAAAUAUCACACACAUUUUUACUUUAUUUACAUUGCCUGGGAACAAGAAACAGAUAUUCCUCUUAUAACUAAUGUUUUGUAGUCAGCUAUAUAAAUAUGUAUUUAAAUAUUCAGUGUCAGGUGUCUACAAUAGACACAUCCUAAAGGUGUGAAAAGUCCUUGAAGCCUCCUAUUGGCGGUUCAGUAUCUAGCUGCUUUAGCCUGGCCUUUAUGAGUGUUGAGAUCCAUGACCUGUCCAUUCCAAAAAUCUCUCAUCAUACAUUCUUCACCUGACAAGUAUUGAGUACAGCAGUGUUUCCUCUCAUAAAAUAAAUUGCACUUUCGAAGUUCUUCACAAAACAUUUGCAAAUGUGGAUGUAUUAACAGUGCAGAGCAUUGGUUCAGUGAGUUGUUCCAGCUGACGAUUUCAGCUGUAAUGUGUAAAGGAAAUCUUAUUCUGUGUCCUUCAUGCUGUAACAUGCUCUCACUUAUCAGUUGUUUCACUUCUAAAAUUAUUUAGCAUUGUCUUAUUUUUGUCUUAGUAUCUUUUUAUGCCUUGGCGCAUUUUAGAAUUCUUCUUUAAUGAAGGAACAAGAUAAAGCCAAUGUAUUGUAUUUUGUUUCAGUUUAUUACUUUUUCUUAUUAUUUCCCUCAUCAUCUUAAAGGGGUAUAAUCUUUGUGAAAAAAAUGUUCUAAUUUGUCUUUUUAGAGGGACGUAGGAGGAGCAUUGAGUGCAAGGGUCAUAAUGAUGCACUUUUAAUGAAAUUACUAUGUGACAGAUGCAUUACUAUAAAGUUUCCAAGCAAUUUUCAUAAAUAUGGUGCCUCUUUAAGAUUGAAAAGUAGGCAAAACUGCUUACAAUAUACUUGAUGUGUAACUGUUUUAAUAAAUCUGUUUAUAGUUUGGAAGGCUCGUUUAGCACGAUCCUUAGAUUCAUUUGCAUGGUUUAUAUAAUCUGUGUAGGUUUUUACAGUGGUCACAGAUGUUUUAAUUUUUUUUAUUAUAUGGCGGUAAAACCCAUACAUUACAAAGCCAAUGUAAUCAAUGUGCAUAGGUUGGAGAGAUCAGACUAGUGCAAUUCAUACUAUGUUCUUCAGAGGACAAAAUUUGUAGUGGUGUUUUAUUUUGUCUGUAAUAUACACUGGCCAUACUAUUUACUGACAAUUACCUGUUGCUUGUUUCUGGAUAAACAUGCAGUGAUUAAAACACAAUGCUUAAUCUUUCA
Molecule: messenger RNA, 6835 nt
Organism: Hypanus sabinus (Atlantic stingray)
Lineage: Eukaryota; Metazoa; Chordata; Chondrichthyes; Myliobatiformes; Dasyatidae
Gene: sulf1
Product: sulfatase 1
Exons: 19
Coding region: 2056-5502 (1148 amino acids)
Cellular component (GO): Golgi apparatus; plasma membrane; cell surface
Molecular function (GO): calcium ion binding; glycosaminoglycan binding; N-acetylglucosamine-6-sulfatase activity
Source: RefSeq, a predicted model, not a curated record